AUGGCUAAAAUGAUGGCUGUGGUUUGUUUGUUUGCUGUAAUUCACAAUGUCAGGGCAAACGAUUGUCUGAAUGUUGUGUCGCGUGUGAUUCCUUGCCGGAACUAUUUGCAAAAUCCUGUCCCAAUCACGCCGGAUAAUCAGUGUUGUGCGGCCGCCAAAAACAUUUUGGCGGGAAAUGGGGACAGUGAGGAACAUUUGUGCGGAUGUUUGAGGCAAAAUACGUUGGGCUUUGGAUUUAUCCCCUCCAAGGCUCAAAGGCUCCAUAGUCUCUGCAAUCUUGCUGGUUUUUCGCCGCUUGUCAAUUGCCUGGCCCCAUCAGUGACGUCAGGCAAAGCCACCAUUAAUAUCCCGCCGUUGCCUCCAUUGCUGCCGCCGCUGAUUCCCGGUUUGCCGCCGCUGAUUCCGAUUCCACCACUCACUCCCCUUCUCCCACCGCUGACUCCGGGGCUGCCGCCGCUGAUUCCGAUUCCGCCGGCCAAUUCCUUACUGCCGCCGUUGAUUCCAAUUCCGCCAGUCACUCCCUUACUGCCGCCGUCAAAUCCGCUUAUUCCGAUUCCGCCGGUCACCCCCUUACUGCCGCCGCUGAUUCCAAUUCCGCCGGUCACUCCCCUUCUUCCACCGCUGAUUCCCGGUGCUCCGCCGGCGGCGUGA
Molecule: messenger RNA, 651 nt
Organism: Striga asiatica
Lineage: Eukaryota; Viridiplantae; Streptophyta; Magnoliopsida; Lamiales; Orobanchaceae
Source: the annotation of a GenBank genome assembly